AUGUCCUUCAACGAAGCGUGCGAGUCCCCAGACUUCAAAAAGUGGCUUGUCGUCACCCUCGAGCCUCUUGCAGAGCCCUUGACCGGUUUAAACGUCUACAGCGAAGCUGAGAAUCUGUCUUUAUCGCAGCUAACAGCCAGUUGUGACGCCGAUCCCGACGUGCUCGCCGAUUACAUCAUCGCGCUGCUGAAGCAUGACAGCAACCAGGAUGAGGCGAGCUGGAAGACGUACAUGAAGACGGAGCUCGAGGAGUUCCUCGGCGCGCAGACCGAGCCGUUUGUUAACGCCUGCUUCGAUGUCAUCCAGACGAAAGCCUACAUGCCCGGAGCCGCCCCUGCUGCGCCGGCCGAGGCGCUGAUGGCGGCUGAGCCUCAGCCCGGCCCGUCAAGAGAUACCGAGAUGACGGACGUGUCGAACGGCCUCCCGCAACCGCCCCAGCAGCAGCAGCAGCGUCGCCCGAGGUGCCGCGACUAUCAUGAGAAGGGAUACUGCAUGCGCGGCGCGGCGUGUCAGUACGAGCACAGCGACGACGUGAUCAUUCCUACGCCCGAGAUGAUGUUCGCCCAGAUGGCGCCGAUGAUGGGCAUGCAGCCUGGGCAGUUCGGUGGACGUGGCGGUCGUGGGGGACGAGGAGGGCGUGGACGCGGCCGCGGAGGAAUGGGCAUGCCCUUCUUCCCCGGCGGUCCGAACAUGCACGCCGCGAUGCCGCCUCCAGACUUCAUGGGCACCAGCCGCCCGCCAUCCGACCGUAACGGCACGACGCUGCUCAUUUCUGACAUUCCGCCGCAGCACCUGACGAUGGGCGCUCUGACGGAGUACUUCGGGCAGUUUGGUGACGUGACCAACGUCGCGAUCGAGGGCAAGAGCAAGCGCGCGCUCGUUUCGUUCGCGACAAACCGCGAGGCGUACCAGGCGUGGAAGAGCGACGAGGCGGUGUUCGGCAAUCGACACGUGAAGGUGCUGUGGCACCGUCCGCGGGCCGGCCACGGUGAGGCGGGCCAGAAGAUGCUGGAGCAGAGCGCCAAGCUCAUCGAGAACAUGAAGAAGCUCGAGCAGGGCGGCGUGAACCCGCAGGGCGACGUUGUUGCCAAGCUCGAGGGACCGGAGAGCCGGCUGCGGAAGACUCUUGUCGAGCUCGAAGCGAAGGAGCGCCGCGGAAAGCGCGAGACUCUGAUCGCGGAGCAGAAGGUGCUCUUCGCCCGUGCUGCUAGCGCCAGCCAGGAGGACAAGGUCGCCAUUCUGGGCCGGAUCAAGGAGAUCGCGAAGGAGAUGGAGGAGCUCGCAAAGCCGAGCCCGCCGCCCGCCGAGCCAACGCCAAAGGACAAGCUGGACGCCGAGCUCGCCGAGCACGGCAUGGAGACGGGCCCGUCGGACCAGGACGAGCUGCUGCGUCUGAACGCUCAGCUGAGCGCACUCCGCGAAAAGGCGAGCACGAUGGGCAUUCCCGCAACGCGGUACAGCCCCUAUGGCCGGGGCUCCCCCCGUGGCCGUGCCCGUGGACGCGGACGCGGGCGUGGCGGCUACGCCCGCCCGAUGCGUCUCGACAACCGCUCCUCGACUGUCAAGAUUGCGGGCGAGGCGCUCGGCUCGGAGCAGGGCCAGCAGGCCAUCAAGGAGUGGUACGAGAGCACGGGCGGAAGCCUCGCGCCGACAGACGACGGUGUGCUCGUCACGUACCCCUCGCGCGAGAUGGCUGAGAAGGCCCUCGCGCUCGGCACGAAGGACAUUCCCAACCUCUCGGCCCCGAUCAACGUGCAGUGGCACGCUGUGCCGAGUAAUGGCCUCGGGCAGGCUCACGAGGGCGACGGCGAGGUCGAGAUGGGCGGCGGCGAGGACGGCGAGGUGCACGAGCAGCGUGACCGCGAUAACUAA
Molecule: messenger RNA, 1872 nt
Organism: Trichosporon asahii var. asahii CBS 2479
Lineage: Eukaryota; Fungi; Basidiomycota; Tremellomycetes; Trichosporonales; Trichosporonaceae
Exons: 4
Coding region: 1-1872 (623 amino acids)
Biological process (GO): mRNA processing
Cellular component (GO): nucleus
Molecular function (GO): RNA binding; metal ion binding
Source: RefSeq, a predicted model, not a curated record